Messenger RNA from Nicotiana tabacum (common tobacco), 333 nucleotides. Lineage: Eukaryota; Viridiplantae; Streptophyta; Magnoliopsida; Solanales; Solanaceae. The record is from RefSeq and is a predicted model, not a curated record.
AUGGAUAGAGGAAUUAUUGGGUCUCUUCUCUAUCUCACUGCCAUCAGGCCAUAUAUUGUCUUUAGUGUUGGACUAUGUGCAAGAUUUCAAUCAAAUCCCAAGGAAUCUCAUAUGAAGGCUGACAAAAGAAUUCUGAGAUAUCUUAAGGGAACACAAGACCUGGUUCUAUACUACCCUUUAGGUGAUAAUUUUAAUCUUACUGGGUAUGCUGAUGCUGACUAUGCAGGUUAUCUUGUGGAUAGGAAAAACACAUCUGGAAUGGCUCACUUCCUAGGAUCAUGUCUUAUUUCACGGGGGACAAGGAAGCAAUUCAGUAGCGCUUUCAACAGCUGA